Messenger RNA from Leguminivora glycinivorella, 3902 nucleotides. It is a transcript of the gene Lim1, whose product is annotated as LIM/homeobox protein Lhx1. Gene Ontology annotation, molecular function: RNA polymerase II transcription regulatory region sequence-specific DNA binding; DNA-binding transcription factor activity, RNA polymerase II-specific. NCBI's taxonomy places the organism in Eukaryota, Metazoa, Arthropoda, Insecta, Lepidoptera, Tortricidae. Gene Ontology annotation, cellular component: nucleus. The record is from RefSeq and is a predicted model, not a curated record. Gene Ontology annotation, biological process: regulation of transcription by RNA polymerase II; neuron differentiation.
AUGACUCGUCACAGGGACACUGGAGGACGUGGCGAAGCAGGCGGCGCGAUGUCGUGUGCCGGCUGCGAGAAGCAUCUGGACAAGUUCCUACUGCACGUGCUCGAGCGCGCGUGGCACGCGGCGUGCGUGCGCUGCGCCGACUGCCGCGCGCCGCUCGCCGAUAAGUGCUACUCCAGGGACAACAAGCUAUUCUGCAGGAAUGACUUCUUCAGGCGAUAUGGAACCAAGUGCAGUGGUUGCGGACACGGAAUAUCCCCCUCAGACCUGGUUCGCAAAGCGAGAGAAAAAGUCUUCCAUCUUAACUGUUUCACCUGCCUCGUCUGCAGAAAGCAGCUUUCCACCGGCGAGGAAUUAUACGUCCUUGAUGACAACAAGUUUAUCUGUAAGGAGGACUACCUGGCUGGAAAGACGCCGACGACGCAGCAUUCGGACUCCCUCCUAGGCUCAGGAUCAGACGACGAAGAGGAAGAUGAAUCCCGCGCAGCGAACAACUCUAGCAGUCCCGCGCAUGCGCCGCAUCCCGCGCUACAUUCUGAGCUCUCGCAUAAUGGGGACGCGAAGCCUCAUGACGACUCGGAGGACCAGGGCUCGCUGGAUGGAGACGCGGAGACGGACUCCCAGGCCGAGAACAAGUCCCCGGACGACGGCAACGGGGGCUCGAAGCGGAGAGGCCCUAGGACGACGAUCAAGGCGAAGCAGCUGGAGAUCUUGAAGUCGGCGUUUUCACAGACGCCGAAGCCGACGAGACAUAUACGGGAACAGUUGGCGAAGGAGACGGGGCUUCCGAUGAGGGUUAUACAGGUGUGGUUCCAGAACAAGCGAUCAAAAGAGCGCCGCUUAAAGCAACUCACGUCCAUGGGGCGAGGCCCCUUCUUCGGCUCCUCCCGCAAGAUGCGGGGCUUCCCCAUGAACCUGUCCCCAGGCGGCCUGGACGAGGGCCCCCCAGGGUUCCCCUACUUCGCGACGGCGGACGGGAAGUUCGAGUUCGGAUACGGGCCCCCGUUCCAUCAUGAUGCCCCGUUCUUCCAUCCGCCGCCGGCUAUGCCGUUUAAUCAGCCAGGUCGUUUCGCAGGCGGGAUGGAGUCGCUCCCCGGCGAGUUCCCCGAGCAGUUCCCGCCGCCGGACCACCUCGUCCUCCCCCGGCCCUCCUCCCCCGAGUUCACCUUCGGGGACGCCCCACCCCCCCUCCAUCCUGAGGGCCUGGUCUGGUAGCUGAAGCCGGAGCCGCGGGACUACCACGACUGAUGCGGCUCGGCGGGCUACAAAGUGGACUUUAACAGUGUCAUUCAAUAACGCUGUGACGGACAAGUGAAAGUGUACAGAGUUUUAUAUUGAUAGUAAUUUAUUAAGUUAUCAAAUAAUUUAUUUACAGUGUAAGAUUUUGGUUCCUAUUUUAAGAUAGAAGUGGCAAUUUAUCAUUAUUUUAUGGAAAAGCGUCCGAUCGGGAGGUUUUCGAUCGCAAAAUUCUUGUGUUAAUUACGAGCCCCAGCAUGCGUGGCUCAUUCGUCUCAAUUAGUCAAAAGAAAAAUUAAUUUUCACGUUUCACGAUAUUCCAGGAAUUAUACGAUUUGAUGGAUCUUACCAUCGGCCGCUGGCAUAUGUAUUUAUUUUAAAUUUAGUGUAAAUGGGGUCUUAGUUAGGGUGACCACAAACGAGACUACAGGAGGACAUUUCCGAUAUAAAUUUAAGGUUUUGUAAAUAUAAUGUAAGUUGUACAUAGAUUAUUGCUGGACAAGUCUGUACUAUAUUAAAUUUAUUAUGUACUAAGUGGUAGUUACUUGAUAAUAAGUUCUGGUGAAAUAUAAUUCCUUUUUAUUCCUGCUUCUCUUAUAUGGGUUUUAAAUAUUUACAAUUUCCUACACUUUAAUUAUUUAGGAAAAAUUGCAUUUCUUUUAAGCGAAUUUAACUAUCCGUUAAUUAUUUUAUUAUUUUUACCCUUAGGUAAAAAUUAAAAAGUAGGUAGCCACGCACCUAUUUUAAAAUUGUGAAACUUUUUAUGGAAUUAUAUCGCUAGGUACAAAUUUUAAAACAAGACAAGGAACUUAAGGGCUGGUAUGGCAAUUUUAUACCUCCUUUAUUGAUGGUAUAUAAAACAUGAAUUUGUAUUUUAUACAAAUAUUACCUGGUUUGUGAUAUGACAUUUUACUAUAAAAUUGGUUAACUCAUGAUUACACUAGACAGUGACUCUUAUCUUUUACCAUUUUAACAUUGUGAACUAUUUCAAUAUCUACUUGCCUCGUGUAAUCGUGCCUUAAGCAAAUUACCGCGCUCACGUUCCAUUUCAUAUCCUUCAACGCAAUGAGCUUAUUUCUACAAUUAUCUAAAGUGUCAUAAUACAAACUAAGGCGUUUCAUAAAAGGGAACAUAAACACACCAUAAAAAAAUCUUAUUAUGUUUCGAGACACGAGUCUGCAACAGUUUCAAAAUGUAAUUAGUGUAAAUACGUCGGUGUUAAAUAAAUCACGCUGUCGUGAACUACUUAUGUAUAUAAAUUACCAGCGCUGUUUAAAAUUAAUUUACAUUGACUUAUGUAAAUAUAAGUAAAGUGAUUCAUGAUCAUUUGCUAGUUAUUUUACCUAUUUUACUUCACAUUUCAACGUUUUUCAAUUGUAACAUGUAAUUGUACAUGUGAAAGUGGAGCAAAUAAACUUUAUUUAAUACAACGGGGAAACACAAACUGUCUAUUUAUUUAUUUAGUCGUAUGGCAUCAAUUGGAAUUUAGUCGUCGCUUUACAGGUUAAUAUCUGGGGCCCAUUUCUCAAAACUGACAGUUACAAGUUACAAGCGAAAGUCCUUUUCCAACUUGUAAUAUUAGACAUUGACUACCACUUGUAAAUUGUACCUUGUAGCUUCUAGAGGUAGAAAUGGGCCCCAAUUCUUCACCCAGUCGGCUGCGUAUUUACUUAGUUUAUGUAAGUACGAGUAGUAAAAUGUCUAUAAAGGAGUGAAAUAUUUUCAAGUUCAAGCAAUCUACUGGGUGACAGAACUGUCCGGCAUUUGUGAUUUAUGUCAUGCCCUGUUUAUUGAAGCACAGUUGAGUAAGGUCUGGAGGAAUAUAAACACAGCAUAGUCACCCUUACCAUAUGUACACUGACUUAUUCGCUAGCGACGGCUUAAACAACUGAUAUUGAUGUAGGUAAGCGAUUUGCUUGAUUUGAUACAGUUGCUAGCUUUUAAAGCGAUAUAAAAACUUUUCAUACAGAUAGGUACAUGUAUUAUCAAAAUUACAUGUUACAUGAUUAAGUUGAAAUAAAUAAAUAAAUAGGACAUUCUUACACAGAUUGACUGAGGCCCAGGGUAAGCUCAAGAAGGCUUGUGUUGCAGGUACUCAGACAACGAUAUAUAUAAUAUUAUACAAAUACUUAUAUACAUAGAAAACAUCAUGACUCAGGAACAAAUAUAUGUGCUCAUCACACAAAAAAUGCCCUUACCAGGAUUCGAACCCGGGACCGCGGCGUAGCAGGCAGGGCAAGAUUAUGAAUCCCAUGUAACUUUGUUUACAUAUACGAAACAAGUUUGUUUAUUGUAUUAAGUAGUUUACACGUUACUUUGAAAUAUAAGAUUGGUACGCAUUGACUGGCAAUUGGCAUCUAAAACUGAUUUGUAUAGUUUUUCACAUUUCUUAAAAGUCGUGAAAUCAAGGUAUUCCCUUAUAUUUUAAAGUGUGUUUAAUGUACAUUUAAAUUUUACAAAUACAAAAUUUACAAAAUUUAAAAUUACAAAUACUUCAUUCAGUUACUAUAAUAAGCUCAUAAGUGCAUAGACUCGAGUCUCGAAACAUAACGCAAGUGUAUGUACUCUAGUGUAAGUGUUAAUAUUCAGUACAUACUGUUGUCUAUCUGUAUUAGUGCAUAACAAAGUACAUAAUGGAAUUGUCUGUAAGAAUAAAAUCUAUUUGAAAA